CUGCGCGCGCUGAUUCGCUAGGUCCACACCGGCCCUCUGCGCUGCCUGCUGUCCGGGCAUUGCAUCACCUGGGAGCGCAGGGCCGCGGCGUGGUUGCCGGCUGCUUUCCAGGCUUGCCAGCCCGCAGGGGCUCUCCAGCAACAAAAUGGUUCAACAAGUUCCAGAAACCAUCAGUUUUCCUGCUGAAGAAGAGAAAAUUUUGCAAUUCUGGUCUGAAUUUGAUUGUUUUCAGGAAUGCUUAAAACAAUCAAAACACAAGCCAAAAUUUACCUUUUAUGAUGGGCCUCCUUUUGCAACUGGACUGCCUCACUACGGACAUAUACUGGCGGGGACAAUCAAAGAUAUAGUUACAAGAUACGCUCACCAGAGUGGGUUUCAUGUUGACAGAAGAUUUGGAUGGGAUUGUCAUGGUUUACCUGUGGAAUAUGAAAUUGAUAAGACGCUGGGCAUCAAAGGACCAGAGGAUGUGGCCAAAAUGGGAAUCGCAGAGUAUAACAAUCACUGCCGAGCAAUUGUGAUGAGAUACUCUACAGAGUGGAAGUCCACUGUCACCAGGCUGGGCCGAUGGAUCGACUUUGACAACGACUACAAAACUCUGUAUCCACAGUUCAUGGAGUCUGUCUGGUGGGUCUUCAAACAACUCUAUGACAAAGGACUUGUUUAUAGAGGUGUGAAAGUCAUGCCCUUCUCCACUGCAUGCAGCACUCCACUUUCCAACUUUGAGUCACACCAGAAUUACAAGGAUGUUCAAGAUCCUUCAGUAUUUGUAACUUUCCCUUUGGAGGAAGAUGAAAAUAUAUCUUUAGUUGCUUGGACAACCACUCCUUGGACUCUGCCUAGUAACCUUGCACUUUGUGUUAAUCCCGAUUUGCAAUAUGUGAAGGUUAAAGAUACUGCUCGAGGAAAGUUCCUCAUUUUAAUGGAAGCCAGAUUGUCUGCCCUCUACAAGUCGGAGAGUGACUAUGAGCUCCUUGAAAGGUUUCCCGGCUCUUAUCUCAAAGGCAAGAAAUAUAAGCCCCUGUUUGACUAUUUUGUGAAGAUGAAAGAAAAUGGUGCUUUCACUGUGCUUGUCGACCACUACGUGAAGGAGGAGGAAGGGACGGGCGUUGUGCACCAGGCUCCUUACUUUGGCGCAGAUGACUAUCGGGUCUGCAUGGACUUCAACAUCAUUCAGAAAGAUUCACUCCCCAUUUGCCCUGUGGAUGCGUCAGGCUGCUUCACCGCAGAAGUGGCCCAUUUUGCAGGACAGUAUGUUAAGGAUGCUGAUAAAAAUAUCAUCAAGACGUUGAAGGAACAGGACCGACUUCUUGUUGCCAGCACCUUCACUCACAGCUACCCUUUCUGCUGGAGGUCAGACACACCCCUGAUUUACAAGGCAGUGCCCAGCUGGUUUGUACGAGUGGAGCACAUGGUGGACCAGCUGCUGAAGAACAACGACCUGUGCUACUGGGUCCCAGAGUUUGUCCGAGAAAAACGAUUUGGAAAUUGGCUGAAAGAUGCCCGUGACUGGGCAAUUUCCAGAAACAGAUACUGGGGAACUCCAAUCCCACUGUGGGUCAGUGAUGACUUUGAAGAGGUAGUAUGCAUUGGGUCAGUGGCGGAACUUGAAGAACUGUCAGGAGCAAAGAUUUCAGAUCUCCACAGAGAGAGCAUUGACCACCUGACCAUCCCAUCACGCUGCGGGAAGGGACCAUUACGUCGCAUCUCUGAAGUAUUUGACUGCUGGUUUGAGAGUGGAAGCAUGCCCUACGCUCAGGUGCAUUACCCAUUUGAAACCAAGAAAGAAUUUGAGGAUUGUUUUCCUGCAGACUUCAUUGCUGAAGGCAUUGACCAAACCAGAGGAUGGUUUUACACCCUGCUGGUGUUGUCCACAGCCCUGUUUGGACAACCACCUUUCAAGAAUGUCAUCGUGAAUGGGCUCGUCCUGGCGAGUGAUGGCCAAAAAAUGAGCAAACGAAAAAAGAAUUAUCCGGAUCCGGUUUCGAUCAUCAAUAAGUAUGGCGCUGAUGCCCUCAGAUUAUAUCUGAUCAACUCCCCGGUGGUGAGAGCAGAAAAUCUGCGCUUCAAGGAGGAGGGUGUGCGGGAUGUCCUGAAGGACGUGCUGCUGCCGUGGUACAACGCAUAUCGAUUCUUCACUCAGAACGUCUUGCGACUGCAGAAGGAAGAAGAAAUAGAAUUCCUCUACAAUGAGCGCACAGUCAAAGAAAGCCCUAACAUCACAGACCGGUGGAUCCUGUCCUUCAUGCAGUCACUUAUAGGGUUCUUUGAGACUGAAAUGGCAGCCUAUAGGCUUUAUACUGUGGUACCUCGCCUGGUCAAGUUUGUGGAUGUUCUGACCAACUGGUACGUCAGGAUGAACCGCAGAAGAUUAAAGGGUGAAAAUGGAAUGAAAGAUUGUGUGAUGGCCCUGGAGACUUUGUUUAGCGUCCUCCUUUCUCUGUGCAGAUUAAUGGCCCCCUAUACACCGUUCCUCACUGAACUGAUGUACCAGAAUCUAAAGCAGCUGAUUGACCCAGUUUCUGUCCAGGAGAAGGACACACUCAGCAUCCACUACCUCAUGCUGCCUCGUGUUCGAGAAGAGUUGAUUGACAAGAAAACCGAGAAUGCCGUGUCUAGAAUGCAGUCUGUGAUUGAACUGGGACGAGUGAUCCGAGAUCGCAAGACUAUCCCAAUAAAGUACCCUUUGAAAGAAAUUGUGGUUAUUCAUCAAGAUCCAGAAGCUCUAAAAGAUAUCAAGUCUUUGGAGAAGUACAUCAUUGAGGAACUGAAUGUUCGGAAAGUUACACUGUCUACAGAUAAAAACAAGUAUGGUAUUCGGCUAAGGGCGGAACCAGAUCACAUGGUCCUGGGGAAGCGUCUAAAGGGAGCCUUCAAGACAGUGAUGGCGUCCAUCAGGCAGCUGAGCGAUGAGGCGCUGCAGCAGUUCCAGAAGACUGGGACCAUUGUUGUGGAAGGCCAUGAACUGCACGAGGAAGACCUCCGCCUCAUGUACACCUUUGAUCAGGCCGCAGGUGGGACUGCGCAAUUUGAAGCCCAUUCAGAUGCUCAGGCACUGGUGCUCUUAGACAUCAGCCCUGACCAAUCAAUGGUAGAUGAAGGAAUGGCCCGGGAAGUCAUCAAUCGUAUUCAGAAACUUCGCAAAAAGUGCAAUCUGGUUCCCACAGACGAAAUAACAGUUUAUUAUAAAGCAUUGUCUGAAGGACGGUAUCUGACUCACAUUAUUGAAAGCCACACAGAUUUUAUAUUUGCCACCAUAAAGGCUCCCUUGAAACCAUAUCCAGUUUCUACAUCAGAUAAAAUUCUUAUUCAAGAAAAAACCCAGUUAAAGGGGUCUGAGCUGGAGAUAACACUCACCAAAGCAUCGUCCCUGCCUGGCCCUGCUUGCGCCUAUGUCAAUCUUAGCAUUUGUGUAAAUGGCAGUGAGCAAGGUGGAGUCUUGCUUCUGGAAAAUCCAAAGGGUGAAAACAGAUUGGACCUUUUAAAACUGAAGAGUGUUGUCACUAGCAUUUUUGGUGUUAAAAACACAGAACUGGCUGUCUUUCAUGGUGCAACAGAAAUACAAAACCAAACCGACUUACUGAGCCUUAGUGGAAAAACACUGAGCGUGACUGCAGGGUCCGCACCGUCACUGGUCAGCAGUCCCAGUACUCUGCUCUGUCAGUAUAUCAACCUGCAACUCCUGAACGCAGAGCCCCAAGAGUGCUUAAUGGGCACAGUGGGGACUCUUCUGCUGGAAAACCCUCUUGGGCAGAAUGGACUCUCCCACCAAGGUCUUCUUCACGAAGCAGCCAAGGUGUUUGGCCUCCGGAGCAGGAAGUUGAAGCUGUUUCUCAAUGAGACUCAAACACAUGAAAUUACGGAAGACAUCCCUGUGAAGAGUCUGAAUAUGAAGACUGUUUAUGUUUCUGUAUUACCAACAACGGCAGAUUUCUAACAUUGGAUCAUUGUGUUUCGGUCACCUUUUACAAACUUAAAUCCAUCGCCUACCCAUGUAUUUACAUCCAGUACACAUACAUGAACAAAUGGACCCUGCUGUUAUCUUCCUUCAGGUUCAUACAUAAUGCUGCUUUGGAUCUAGAACUUCAAUGGAUUGAAUGAUUGAUCAAGUGACUUGAGAACACACAGUAGUGUUCGCGCAUUUCCAUAAACACCUAUGCAGUCAUAUUGGAGAAGGUUUUAAAGUUACCUCAGCAACACAAAGUUUAUUUCUAUGCUUGAGUCCUUAAUUAGAGAAGGCAGAAGUGACUAAAAUGGCAUAAUAUGGCCUUGCAAACUUAUUUGAGACCUCUUGAAGAAAUGAACAUGUUCUAUAUUUCUGCUGCCUGGAUUUUCCUGGGUAAUUGGAUGGAAUAUUUUGUUUCAGUAAAUCAGGCUAAUAAAACGCUAUCAAAUA
This is a messenger RNA of Ochotona princeps (American pika), 4393 nucleotides long. It is a transcript of the gene IARS1, whose product is annotated as isoleucyl-tRNA synthetase 1. Gene Ontology annotation, molecular function: tRNA binding; isoleucine-tRNA ligase activity; ATP binding. The transcript is spliced from 34 exons. The record is from RefSeq and is a predicted model, not a curated record. NCBI's taxonomy places the organism in Eukaryota, Metazoa, Chordata, Mammalia, Lagomorpha, Ochotonidae. The coding region runs from base 146 to 3934 and encodes 1262 amino acids. Gene Ontology annotation, biological process: isoleucyl-tRNA aminoacylation.